Cooperia oncophora is the source of this 363-nucleotide messenger RNA. Lineage: Eukaryota; Metazoa; Nematoda; Chromadorea; Rhabditida; Trichostrongylidae. The record is from the annotation of a GenBank genome assembly.
AUGUGUGCAUCGUCAGACUUCUUAUUUAACGCUUUGCCGCAACUUGUAGAGGCUCUGAGGCAGUUACAACAGAGGAUAGAUCAUUGUGUCGAUUUUGCCUAUGCUCAGCGUUGUUCGCUAUUGCAGAAGGAGUUGCUAGAGCGACACGAGGCUGACCAUCUUGAGAGUGGUGACGAUAUGAGGCAGGAUGCAUUAGUAUUACAAAUGGUUUCAUUUAUGAAUGGAAUUUGGCUUAGCGAGCACCUAGAUCUACGAAUGAUAACUUUUAGAUGCAUGCCUGUUGGGUACAGGAAAGGAAUGGCCGAGCUGGUGUUAGACUGCGCGACAUUGUGUGAAAUUCAAAAGGAAUUUAGGGACAGUUGA